Molecule: messenger RNA, 316 nt
Organism: Acaulospora morrowiae
Lineage: Eukaryota; Fungi; Glomeromycota; Glomeromycetes; Diversisporales; Acaulosporaceae
Source: the annotation of a GenBank genome assembly
UUGGGAUAACCAUUAUGAACUGGUGCACACGUUAAGGGUUUUGCAAAAUCUUAGGAGAGGUUUAGAUGAUUCCCUUGAGGUACUUGAGGAAUUCAAAAAGUCACAUCGCCGAAAUACAAUUAUACGCUUUCAAUCUUCAACACUAAAAAGAUAUAUAGGUGAUGCUAAAAGUUCACCGCAAAAACUUACUGGAAAAAAAUCACGUAUCAUAAAUCCAGUGGUACAUCACUUGUAUCAUGAUCAUGAUGACUCCGACGAUUAUGGUGAUCCACCUUCAUCAUCUCCGUCAGACCCUCGUCAAUUGUUCUACGAUUAA